Molecule: messenger RNA, 375 nt
Organism: Colletotrichum tamarilloi
Lineage: Eukaryota; Fungi; Ascomycota; Sordariomycetes; Glomerellales; Glomerellaceae
Product: NupC family nucleoside transporter
Exons: 2
Coding region: 1-375 (124 amino acids)
Biological process (GO): nucleoside transmembrane transport
Cellular component (GO): plasma membrane
Molecular function (GO): symporter activity; nucleoside transmembrane transporter activity
Source: RefSeq, a predicted model, not a curated record
AUGUUGACUUACCCGGUUGCGUUCCUCCUGGGUGUUCCCCGUAACGGCGACCUUCUCAAGGUUGCCCGCUUGAUCGCCCUUAAGGUUAUUGCUAACGAGUACGUUGCCUUCACCGAAAUGAAGACGCCCGAGUACCUCGAUCUCUCUCCCCGUUCCCAGCUCAUUGCGACCUACGCUCUUUGCGGUUUCGGUAACAUUGGAUCCCUUGGUAUUCAGAUCGGUAUCCUUGGCCAGCUAGCCCCCAGCCGUGGUGGCGAUGUCAGUGCCAUGGCGAUUUCUGCGCUCAUUUCUGGCGUCAUGUCGACUCUGACGUCGGCCGCUGUUGCAGGCCUUGUUGUUACCCACCAAGUAACGAACCUCGCUGCUAGUGCUUAG